Plasmodium gallinaceum is the source of this 681-nucleotide messenger RNA. Its product is annotated as conserved Plasmodium protein, unknown function. The record is from RefSeq and is a predicted model, not a curated record. NCBI's taxonomy places the organism in Eukaryota, Apicomplexa, Aconoidasida, Haemosporida, Plasmodiidae. The transcript has a single exon. Bases 1 to 681 code for a protein of 226 amino acids.
AUGAGAAAUGAUGAAAUUCUAAUAAGAAACAUUAAUAUAUUAGAAGAAGUGGGUAAUAAUUUGGUAGAAAUUCUAAAAAAUUUAGAAAGCAUUUUAUAUCACUUAGAACCAUUAAAUAAUUAUGAGGAAAAAGAAGAUGAUAUAUUUGCAAAUUUAACUGAAAAGAAAAAUGAUAUAAUACUUUUAUCAAAUGUAUUAUAUAAUAAUAUUAAACAUGUUAAUAAUGUUCUACAUGAUUUUAUUAAAACCGUAUCUCCUUCAUAUACUUACUAUAAUUCAUUUUAUUAUAAUGAUUUCCUUAUUAUAAAAGAAAAAAAAAAAUAUGAAAAAAGAGAAAAUGAAAAAGAAAGUAUAGAAGAUAACAUAAAAAGUAUAGAAGAAAGAUCUUUAAUUGUAAAAAAGAGAAGUAAUUUAAAUGAUGACAAAUUAAUUAAUAAUAAUGAAAUAAUAGAGGGAAAUGAAAAUGCUAUUAGAAUAAAUAAUAAUUUAAAUAUGAUAAAAAAUGAUGAUUUUUUAUCACACAUCAUUGAAGAAAAUACUGAUACUUCAAAUAAAAAUGAAUGUAAAGACAUAGAAGAAUCCUUAUAUUUUUCUUUCCUUAUAGACUUAGAAUAUGCAAAUUUAUUAUAUAUGAAAAAAUAUGAGGAAAAAAUUGAAAAGUAUUUAGUUGAAAUGGACUAA